Messenger RNA from Nasonia vitripennis (jewel wasp), 5439 nucleotides. It is a transcript of the gene bib, whose product is annotated as neurogenic protein big brain. Gene Ontology annotation, molecular function: water channel activity. Lineage: Eukaryota; Metazoa; Arthropoda; Insecta; Hymenoptera; Pteromalidae. Bases 2415 to 4268 code for a protein of 617 amino acids. Gene Ontology annotation, cellular component: plasma membrane. The transcript is spliced from 4 exons. Gene Ontology annotation, biological process: transmembrane transport. The record is from RefSeq and is a predicted model, not a curated record.
ACGAAACUGAAAAGCCAACUUGCAGUCACGUACAGCACACGCUCCGUUCAACAGGAGGUUACACGGCAUAUACUCAUAUAUACACCGCGCAUGUGAGUCAGUAGCGAACGGCUGGCGCUUAUUGGCCGCCCACUCGCGCGCGCUGUCUCCUAUAUAUAAUACACAGCUCGAGAUGCACGCUUACUUAGUUUAGUGUGUAAUGCACAGCCGAUCCAGAGAGAGAGAGAGAGCUCAUUGUCCGAAGCGCGCGCGUGUCGUCCCAUUGUUUUGGGACAUAAUGCCGCGCGGAGGAGCUUUUGUACGCGCGCGUGUGGUCGGCGGAUAUCGAGAGUAUGCGUCUCACGAGCUGAUGAGAUGCGCGACGUCGUGUUUGUUUUUUUUUUUAUUUUUCAAAAAAUCGACGCAGGAAGCACAAGUAUACCUUUGUUCGGGGAGAGAAAAAAUUAGAGAGAGGGCAUUCCGAGCUUACGGUAUUGUAGCCAAUAAUGCCAACAGCUGACUGUACUUAUAUAAACCGCUAAUAACCGCACAGUGGCUACAGAGAGCUGCAGAGCGGUCUUUUUUUCCUGCAGUUUCGAAAUCGGAAUCGUAUAGCUAUAUAUAUAGGUAUAAGCUUUAUCCGUCGUUAUCCGGCUGGGGAGAUUAGAUAGAGCGAUAAGAGUCGUCGCGAGCACGUGUGCGCCGCUCGAUAAUCGAUCGCUUUUAUGCACUGCACCGAUAGGUGUUCGACGUGGUUUCAGAGCGGUGAAAGUUCAGCUAGACGAUUGUUGCAUAUGGAAUAAGAUCGUUUUUAAAUCUCGCGAUUUCUGAAAUUGCCUUCUCGAACGGAAAAAAGAUUCCCUGCACAGAACCUCGUCAAUUCCGCAAAGCCAGCCCACUCUUACACAGACGAGAAAGCAGCUUUAAUCCGGCAUAAUUGGUCGAUUUAUUUUAAUUUCUCAGCUCGCAUCCUCCUCCCCGUAAAGCAGCGAGUCUCGCUCGGCGUUCCCACUUCCAUACACAGCCCCUUAUUACAUCUCACACAAUGCACUCGUCGAAUACGUCUUGCGGACGAAGAGCGUCGACGGCGUCAUGCUUCGCGACGCUUCUACAAGCGUAAUAAUAAGUCGUUUAAUGCAGCCGUCUACUGCCUAUUAUGAGCGAACGAGGCGAAAAGCCGCGACGGCCCUGAUGGCGAAGUUUGCUUUAAUCUCUUUUCAAAAUUUCCCGCGCUUUCUUGAAAAUCAAGCAGAAAUCAUAAAUAUUUUUACUCUUACUCGCGUGCAAUCACCAUAAUAAGCCGAGCGCCUCGGAUCAAGGACCCCGAAAAAAAGCCCGUUCUCUCAGCUCGUCGCGCUCCGAAAAAAAGCAAAAACAUAUACGAGCAACGCACACCGCUGCACUUCUCUGCAUCAGGACGAGAUGCACAUACCUAUAGGAUAUACGCCGUAGCAGAGCGCAGGUACAAGGCCCCGACGGUGAUGCCUAUCUUUCUCUCUCUCUCUCUCUCGGCCGCCGAAAAAAGGAAGAAUACGAACCGGCAGAUGCCGGGGCCCGUGGUCGGAACGAAUUGGCCGGCUGUCUCUGUGUAUGCGUGUGUGUGUGUGUGUGUGUGUGUGCGAGUAUAACGAGGAGAAGGGGAGGUGGGGGUGAACUCGCUGCACGCGCUUUCGGCAGAGAGAAAGAGAGAGAGAGAGAGGAGAGGUAACAGCGGGUCCCACUUUUGAGAUUUCACUUGUGCGCGGCUGCUGCAGCUAUAAGCGCGACGCGAUCCUUUUGGCCACGCGUGCAAGAUGCUACGCUUUUCGAGGAUUUUUCGGGGAGAGAUUUUCCGAGAGUGAGAUUUUUUUUUUUUUGCUGAAAGGCUCGCUUUUGGGUUAAUGAAUGGUUAAUAAAAAGCGCGAUUGCCGUAAAUUGCAGGGAAAUUCCAUUCUCGCAACCCGAUAUUCCGCACUGUAAAUUCGAACAAAACCAUCCCGAUAGCCCAAAAAAAAAAAAAAAAAAAAAAAAAAUACAACCAAUCAAUCACUUCACAUCCUAAUCACAUCCAAAGGCUCAUAAUAAUAAUAAUAAUAAUAAGCCAGCAGCUCCUCUCAAAAAGCCAAGCCGCCGCAGCCGUGGAAAAAGCAUCAGAAACAGCUGUAUACUGGCGCGCGCGGCGGUGGGGGGUGCAGAGAGCCGAGCGAGCAUCGGCGGCACACUUGUUCCAAGUCGUUCCCCCGCUCAUUCGCUCACGCGUUGCCGGCGAGGCAACAUCGUUCGCUCUCUCGGCCCUUAAACAAUUCGCGAAUGUCUCUCGGUACAAGCAAUUGACUCUCGCCGGAAAAAAAAAUCUCUCCUCGAGCACUUCUCCCCUCGCGAUCUUGAAGUAAAAAGGCAUCAACCUGGAUCCCAUAAGGUCAGCGAGAAGACCGGCCAGCAGCAGCACGCCCAAGAUGACGACGACCACGGCUACGGUCACGGCGGCGAGUCUCACCCGGGACGUCGACUCGCACAUCGUCACGCUUCUGAGUAAGCUCUCGGCACUGCGGGAGCACAACCAGCAGCGCGAGCAGCAGCACGACGAGCACAAGCAGCCGAUGUCAAUCGAGGCCAGGAGUCUGGAGCUCUGGAGGUCCGUCGCCGUCGAGUGUUUCGCCACCUUCCUCUUCGCCUUCGUCGUCGCCGGGGCUGCUAUAGCGUCGUCUGUAUCCGGAAGCGGACUGAACGUGCUGGCAACUGCUAUAGCAAGUGGAUUCGCCAUCGCGGCUGUGCAGCUCAUCUUCGGACCCGUCAGCGGUGGGCACGUGAACCCGGCAGUCUCGGUGUCGUUCGCCCUGUCGCGGAAGGUGUCACCCCUCAGGGCUGGACUGUACGUCGCGGCCCAGUGCGGCGGUGGAAUCGCCGGCGCGGCUAUGCUCUAUGGAGUCGCCAAUUCGCCGCAGACCCUGAUGAUCUCCCCGGGACGUCUGAGCGAACAGGCGCUGCUGAAGCUGCUCGUCGAGCUGUCCCUCUCGGUCCUCGUGGUUCUCGCUCACUUCGCCAGCGAGUCGCCCAAGACUCUGCCGUCGACCGUCUCGGCCAAACCCGCCUGCGUUCUCGCAGCCGCCUACACCGCCGCUACUCUGGUUUCGGUAAGCGGAAGCCCCUUCCUGAACCCGGCGCGAGCCUUGGGCCCGGCCUUCGUGAUGAACAAGUGGGACAACCACUGGGUCUACUGGAUCGGCCCGAUCGCCGGUGGCGCCAUCGCUGCGGUGCUUCACGAGUACGUGCUCAGCAACAACCGUCGCUCGCGGGAUAACCGUGAUCUCGACGACGGCGAGAGCUCGUCCAUGCGGUCGGACGACGAGACCUACGACGAUCUCGACAAGGGCGCCCCCAAGUUUCCCGGAGCCUACGCCACCUACCGGCCGGUCGCCGGUGCUGCCUCCAUCUACGGGCCACCUCCGAGCGCCCUGGAACGCGUCGAGUCCAUCUACGGCGGCACCAAGUCCCUCUACUGCAAGAGUCCGCCGCUGACCCGGGCUAACCUCAACAGGUCUCAGAGCGUCUACGCCAAGUCCACGUCCGGUACGCGCGACGGUCUGAUCCUUCCCAAACCCGGACCUCUGGUGCCAGCUCAGAGCCUGUACCCCAUCAGACUCAACGCCGUCAGCUCUCAGGCCCCGGGACGCGAACUCAUGCCCAGUGGUAGUCAGCAGCAGCAGCAACAACAGCAACAGCAGACGCAGCAACAACCCCAGAGCAAUGGCCAGCCCUCGACUACUCAGAACCACAACAGCACCAACCAGAACAUGCAGAACCAACUGCAGCAGUGCACUCAGAACAUCUACGGUAUUCGGGGUAUCACCACGAGUCUGAGCACCCGCGACGGUAUCUACGGCCAUCUGGGUAGUCGCGAGAACGGUACCAUCACCACUGGCGGCGGUGGCGCCUCCAACAUCUACGGCAGGGCCCCGGCACCUCCACCAUCCAACCACGGACCCCCUGGCCAACAGCAGCAACAACAACAACAACAGCAACAGCAGGGCCAGAUUCAGAGUCCCCCCACCCGUGAGAACGGUCAGGGACCUAGUAUACCACCCCACCAGGACGAGGCCAGACGCUCUGAGCCACCAAGACCCGAGAGCAUGUACGGUCACGUGAGACGCGGAGAUGACUCAGCCUACAGUACCUACCAGAGCUCGUCACGGAGCACCUACGGCAAGGCCCCGGGACCCCCACCACCAUCCGGCUGGCGUCCAUCGCCCGUCAACGUACCCCCGCAGGGCAACUUCACCAGACACUCGCCCAACCCACCCCAGUACUGAUGACUGGCAGCCGGGGUCAGCGAGAGCUUAUCCGCUGACAACGUGCUGAGCAAGACUGGCAGUAGUCAAUGGAGAAAGCCUGCGGUUGGCUGUCCCCUGCACCAGCGGGACCCGCAGUGCCUUCUGCACGCAUGAGAGCUGAUGGAUGGAUCGUCCGGCCAAGGUGGCUGUUGAGACGCGUCCCGAGAGGAUAAUAUGGAAAGCUGGAGGCUGUGACGAUGUUGAUGUGGUCAUCAGCAUCAUGCAGCCGGGCGCCUGGCCCUGCAUUAUGCUCGUAGGAGGAUUUUUUGUAAUAUAGAGUCUGUAUUGUCAAUUACGUAAAGAGCGUUUUUUAAAGCCGAUUUUUUUGUAUUAGCGGAAAAUUUCUUGACACUUUGCACUUGCAAGAUGCGAGAAUGGGGCAACAAUAACCAGUGAAAAUAUUUUUUAGAGAGCUGAUGUGUUGUGUAAAAAUUAAUUGAAUUGUUUAGGAAAGCGUUGGUUAAUUUUUCACACAGUACGCAUGAAAGCUAGAAUGAAUGUUGAAGCGCCGAUAGAACAAUCUUUCGAAGUAGCAUUGGUAACAAAUUAUAAUGACAGUAUUUAUGUUUAAAGGGCUCGGAAAACUUGAGAAAAGAACGACAUGACGUUCGAGAUACAACGAUCUCAUUUUACGCAUUUGCACAAUCAUAUUCAUCAUUCAACGAAUGGUGUUUUUGUUAAAAUUGAACGAAUGGAGUAUGAUUAUAUGACUCGUUUAUAGCGAUUUGUACAGUUACAUGAUAUAAGUCUUUUAUUGUUAAAGUUAGAAAAAUCGUUUUCUCUUUAAAACUUCUUGCCAUGACUUGUAUACACUUUCAGCUGAAGACUGCGCGCCGUUUAACCAAAGUCUGAUGUAUACUUGUAAGCAAACAAACAUCUCGUAUUCUUAUCGACAAUACUGUAGUUCUGGUAGAAUCUCAUUUGUCAUUCACAGUACUUGCUAGAAAUUGUGAUUCUCGUCAUUCUGGAUUUUAUAUGUCAUUUUAACUACAUCACUGCCAAUUCUCACAAUUUCAAAUAGCGUUUAAAUCUACCGUAUAAUUACAUGUAAGUAUACGUAUAUACACUUAUGUAUAUACUUAUAUAUACACACACACACACACACACACACACAUAUAUAUAUAUAUAUAUAUAUAUAUAUAUAUAUAUA